UGCACUGUGCCAGCUGCUCUCUGCUGGGAAACACCCAUGCUGCUACGUCAGGCAGAACAAUCUGAAUCUGAACAAACCGGCUUUACACUCCAUCUGAGCAGCUGCUCUGUGUGACAGAGCGUUGAUAUCAGCUGUCGACUUUCUACACCCCUACCCUCAUGAGAUGAACAGAAAGUAAAAUGGAUCUGAAGGUAUCAGACUUCAAACUGCUGCUGUAGAUUUGUACUGAGCACAUAGUCUCCUCAUAUCCUGCCCAGAGCUACAUGUGAAUGAGCCAAACUGCACCAUAGAUGAGCAUCAAAAAGAGAGUGGACUUGAAAAUAGUUAUCCUUGGUUCCAUUGGGGUUGGUAAAACCUCUCUUCUGAACCGGUAUGUCAACAACAGAUUCAUUCAGGAGUACCAUACCACACUGGGAGCAAGCAUCCUUCCAAAAGAGAUCAAAGUGGACAAUACAUUAGUGAAGCUACAGAUCUGGGACACUGGAGGUCAGGAACGUUUUAAAUCACUGGUGCCGUCCUUCUCUAAAGGAUCAGAUGGUUGUGUCCUUGUAUUUGAUGUGACUGAUCGAGACUCUCUAUAUGCUCUGGAAGACUGGAGGGAAGAGAUUUUGCUGCAAAUUCCUUUGGAAUAUAAAGACUACCCUUUCAUUACUCUGGGCAAUAAAGUUGAUGUAAUGGAGAGGCAGGUUACAAGUGAUGAGGCAGAAACUUGGUGUGCAUCUCACAACAUUCCUUACUUUGAAGUGAGUGCAAAAGAGGAUAUUAAUGUGGUCCAUGCCUUUGAGAACAUUGCCAGAAAAGCUCUGUUGCAGGAUUCUGAAUGGAAAGAUUGUUAUUUGACGAACUCCAUCUCCUUAGGAGGCAACAGAACAUCGACGAACAAAAAGUGCUGCUGAGCACUGGGACUGGAUCAAAGUGGAAAUUCCUUGUGUGGGGACUAUAUUUUUUGUAAUGUCCUGUUGUGUUGGUUAUGCCUUCAACUGUGGCUUCACACAAAGAUUUAUUUUUCUAAGAGUC
Messenger RNA from Chiloscyllium plagiosum (whitespotted bambooshark), 1017 nucleotides. RefSeq names its product ras-related protein Rab-7b-like. Gene Ontology annotation, biological process: endosome to lysosome transport; phagosome-lysosome fusion. Gene Ontology annotation, cellular component: phagocytic vesicle; lysosome; late endosome. The record is from RefSeq and is a predicted model, not a curated record. Lineage: Eukaryota; Metazoa; Chordata; Chondrichthyes; Orectolobiformes; Hemiscylliidae. Gene Ontology annotation, molecular function: GTP binding; GTPase activity.